CCGACAGUGACUUUCUCCCGCACAUAUUGAAACAACCAUUUCAUUGUUGCUUCACAUUCAUUUCAUUUAAAUCACACGUAGAAAUAAUUUAACCAACUGGACUUUUUUUUUAUGUUAAACGUUUUGUAAAUGGAGGCAAACGUAAUCGUUGUGUGCAGUUUAUCAGUAUGUUGUGGUUGAUAUUCAAGGUUUAGUCAGUUGACAAGUUGAAGUUGUCCUAGGACGCCCAGGGACCAGGACCAGGACUAUGGAUGUGGACGGGCGGGUCCACAGUCGGUCCUGGGACUGGGACAGUCCGCACUGCCGAGCCCAGCUGGACGACGUCUUCUUCCGUCCGAGCGACUACAUCCAGGCCGGCAGCCAGGAACACAAAGACUUCUGGGCCUUCUUUGACCGCUUCCAGAGGUUUAAGGUAAAGCGGGACAUGUCUGGACCGGGUCCCAGCCCUGACGUGAUCCGGCCUGGGUCCUUGGACCUCCCUCGGGACUAUGACGCUCGCUACCGCAUCAACGUGUCGGUGUGCACCCGGGACGUGGAGGAGCGGCUCGGACGCUCCCACACGAGGAGAGAGUCGUCCGGUCCGAGUCCUCAGGUGAUCUCCGACUUCCGCCUGGCCCUCCUGCACUUCUUGGACUUCAGUCAGCGGCAGAGCUUCUGCAAGCUGGCCAAGCUGCGCCGGGAGCAGAGGACCCUGCCCAUCUUCCAGUAUCGACACCGAGUGGUGGAGAUGGUGAGGCAGCACCCGGUGGUGGUGGUGGCGGGGGACACCGGCUGUGGGAAGUCCACCCAGGUGCCCCAGUACCUGCUCUCUGCCGGAUUCACGCAGAUCGCCUGCACGCAGCCCCGACGCAUCGCCUGCAUUUCACUGGCCAAGAGGGUCAGCUUCGAGAGUCUCAACCAGUACGGCUCCAAGGUGGGCUACCAGAUCCGCUUCGAGACCACGCGGACUCUCGCCACCAAGCUGAUCUUCCUGACUGAGGGCCUGCUCCUCAGGCAGAUCCAACAGGAGAAGACUCUGGAGCAGUACCAGGUUCUGAUCGUGGACGAGGUCCACGAGCGACACCUGCACUGUGACUUCCUGCUGGGCGUCUUGCGCUCCCUGCUGGCCGAGCGCCCCGACCUGCGCCUCAUCCUCAUGUCGGCCACCAUCAACAUCAAGCUCUUCUCCGACUAUUUCGGCGGCGCUCCUGUGCUGCAGGUGCCAGGCAGGCUCUUCCCCAUACAGGUGACUUACCAACCCAUCCCGCCGGAGGAGCAGCCGUCGCGCUCUGAGAAGAUGGACCCCCGGCCUUACCUGCGCAUCCUGCAGGGCAUCGACCAGCGCUACCCGCCAGAGGAGCGCGGCGACCUGCUCAUCUUCCUCAGCGGCGUGGCGGAGAUCGGCACCAUCCAGGAGGCGUGUCAGGUGUACGCCACGCACACGCGGCGUUGGAUCGUGCUGCCGCUGCACAGCACGCUCUCCUUGGCACAGCAGGACAAGGUGUUUGACAUAGCGCCACCUGGUGUAAGGAAGUGCAUCAUCUCGACCAACAUCGCAGAGACCUCGGUCACCAUCGAUGGAGUACGCUUUGUGGUGGACUCGGGCAAGGUGAAAGAGAUGAGUUUCGACCCCAAGGCCAAGAUGCAGCGUCUGCAAGAGUUCUGGAUCAGCCGAGCCAGCUCGGAGCAAAGGAAAGGUCGCGCCGGCCGUACGGGUCCCGGAGUGUGCUACCGCCUCUACGCCGAGUCCGACUACGACGCCUUCGCUUCCUACGCCGUGCCCGAGAUCCACCGGGUGGCGCUGGACUCGCUGGUUCUUCAGAUGAAGAGCAUGGGACUCGGAGACCCGCUGUCUUUCGUCUUCAUCGAUCCGCCGCCCGCCGCCAGCAUCCAGACCGCGAUUACCUACCUCAAGGAGCAGGGGGCGCUGGACCACCGCUGUGAGCUGACCUCUAUCGGGAGUCUGCUCGCUCAGCUGCCGGUCGACGUCGUCAUCGGGAAGAUGCUGGUGCUGGGCUCCUUGUUCAAUCUGGUGGAGCCUGUGUUGACAGUGGCCGCCGCCCUCAGCGUCCAGUCGCCCUUCCUGCGCAGCUCCCAGCACAACCCGGACUGCGCCACCGCCCGCCAGCCCCUGCACUGCAGCCAGGGAGACCCUUUCACUCUGCUCAACACCUUCAACGCCUGGGUGGAGGUGAAGGGCGAGAGAGGCGGCGAGUCCAGGAAGUGGUGUCGGCGGCGAGGCCUGGAGGAGCAGCGUCUUUACGAGAUGGUCAACCUGCGCCGGCAAUUCAAGGAGCUGCUGAGGACCCACGGCCUGCUGGAGACCGCCGACGGCGAUGACGACGGCGGUGGCGACGACCGCCAGCAGCGCCGCGUGCGUCGGAUUGAGAGGCGGAAGCUUCAUCAGAUGAAGAGGGAACACGAGCAGCAGGAAGGCACCAAGCGGAAAGUCCUCAGGCUGGAAGAGGGCCAGGAGGGAGAGUUCUCCUCUGGGUCGGACACGGAGCAGGCGGGAAGGAGGCGGAACAGGAAGAAGGACAAGGAGGGAUCGGUGGACAUCCAGGAAGUGAAGUUCAAGCUGCGUCACAACGUAUCGGAGCUCCAGGGCGCCGUCAGCGCCAGCCAGGACCUGUCGUCCCGGCGACAGGCGCUCCUCAAGCUGCUGCUGUGCCGCGGCCUCUAUCCUCAGCUGGCUCUGCCCGACGACCACAACGCCGCCCGCAAGGACACCGAGCAGGUGUUCCACACCAAGAACAAGCAGGGCAUCGUCAUCCAUCCCACCAGCGUGUUUGCCAGCGACCCCGAGGUGUUGCACCCGCUUCAGGAUGGCGUCCAGGACCGAGCAGCAGACCGGCGAGACAGCAGCAAACAUCAGCUGCUGGCCUUCGUCACCUUGCUGGAGACCAACAGGCCGUACUUGUCCAACUGCGUGCGUGUUCCCGCGCUGCAGGCCCUGCUGCUGGUGGCCAACACGGUGGACAGCAACGCCGACUGCUCGCGCCUGCUGCUGGACGGCUGGCUGGAGCUGCAGCUGAAGCGGCCGGAGGAGGCGCUCAAGGUGCUGUCGGACGCCCUGAGCCUCCGGGCCGAGUGGGAGCGUCUCCUGCAGGCCCAGCUGGCGCGGGGUCUGGCCGGCGUGUCCCGCCGAGCCACGGAGAAGCUGAGCGAGCGCCUGGUCCGCUUCCUGCUGUACACCGAGACCAGCUACAGCCUGCAGAGGCUGACGGCCCUCCAGACGCAGAACCUGUACGUGGGACCCCAGGCGGAGUCAGAGGUGGCCCUUGGCGUCACGCCGCUGUUUCCGGGCCAGGAGGUCAAGCCCGACCCCGUGAAGGGAGGCCUGCGCGUCAGCAGCUUCUUCACCUACAACUGUCUGUCUGACUCCAGGGACCUGUACAGCCAGUGCCUGCGGACUUUCUGGAACUGUCCCCACUGUGACCUGUACAUGCCGCUGACCCCUCUGGAGCGCAUGCAGCACGAGACCACCUGCAGGCCGGCGGGCGAACAGCAGCAGGAUGAAGGGGAAGACGACGUAAAGCCAGUGUCCUCGUCUCACUCCAGCCUGAGCAGAGUUUACCACUGCGACGUUUGCCACCAAGACCUGACCCUCACGCCCACAGAGAUCCUCAAGCACAAAAGGCAGCACAUGUACUCUGCUAAGUAAACCACCGCAUUCCUACUACAUAAGUUGUCACGUUGUGUAAAUGGUAAAUAAAAAGAGAAUACAAUGAUUUGCAAAUCCUUUUCAACUUAUAUUCAAUUGAAUAGACUGCAAAGACAACAUAUUUCAUGUUCACACCGAGAAACUUCUUCUUUUUUUGUACAAAUAAUCAUGAACUUAGAAUUUAAUGGCAGCCACACAUUGCAAAAAAAGUUGUCACAGGGGCAUUUUUACCACUGUGUUACAUGGCCUUUCCUUUUAACAACACUCAGUAAACGUUUUUGGGAACUGAGGAGACACAUUUUUGAAGUGGAAUUAUUUCCCAUUCUUGCUUAAUGUACAGCUUAAGUUGUUCAACAGUCUCCCUUCUCAUAUUUUAGGCUUCAUAUUGCUCCACACAUUUUCAAUGGGAGACAGGUCUGGACUACAGGCAGGCCAGUCUAGUACCCGCACUCUUUUACUAUGAAGCCAGGUUGAUGUAACACGUGGCUUGGCGUUGUCUUGCUGAAAUAAGCAGGGGCGUUCAUGGUAACGUUGCUUGGAUGGCAACAUAUGUUGCUCCAAAACCUGUAUGUACCUUUCAGCAUUAAUGGUGCCUUCACAGAUGUGUAAGUUACCCAUGUCUUGGGCACUAAUACACCCCCAUACCAUCACAGAUGCUGGCUUUUACACUUUGCGCCUAGAACAAUCCGGAUGGUUCUUUUCCUCUUUGGUCCGGAGUUUCCAAAAACAAUUUGAAAUGUGGACUCGUCAGACCACAGAACACUUUUCCACUUUGUAUCAGUCCAUCUUAGACGAGCUCGGGCCCAGCGAAGCAAGCGGCGUUUCUGGGUGUUGUUGAUAAAUGGCUUUGGCUUUGCAUAGUAGAGUUUUAACUUGCACUUACAGAUGUAGCGACCAACUGUAGUUACUGACAGUGGUUUUCUGAAGUGUUCCUGAGCCCAUGUGGUGAUAUCCUUUACACACUGAUGUCGCUAUUUGAUGCAGUACCGCCUGCGGGAUCGAAGGUCCGUAAUAUCAUGGCUUACGUGCAGUGAUUUCUCCAGAUUCUCUGAACCUUUUGAUGAUAUUACGGCGCGUAGAAGGUGAAAUCCCUAAAUUCCUUGCAAUAGCUGCUUGAGAAAUGUUGUUCCUAAACAAUUUGCUCAGGCAUUUGUUGACAAAGUGGUGACCCUCGCCCCAUCCUUGUUUGUGAACGACUGACCAUUUCAUGGAAUCUACUUUUAUACCCAAUCAUGGCACCCACCUGUUCCCAAUUAGCCUGUUCACCUGUGGGAUGUUCCAAAUAAGACUGAUGAGCAUUUCUCAACUUUCUCAGUCUUUUUUGCCACUUGUGCCAAACAUGUUGCAGGCAUCAAAUUCCAAAUGAGCUAAUAUUUGCAAAAAAAUAACAAAGUUUCUCAGUGUGAACAUGAAAUAUCUUGUCUUUGCAGUCUAUUUAAUUGAAUAUAAGUUGAAAAGGAUUUGCAAAUCAUUGCAUUCUGUUUUUAUUGACCAUUUAAACAACGUGACAACUUCACUGCUUUUGGCUUUUGUGUUAUCAUUAUGAUGAUGAAGAUUGAUGCAAUAAAUCACAAUUUUUUUCCCUCAUUCAUCCCCCAAAAGUUGGUGCAAAAAGGACAGCAGCGUGUAAAAUAUAGAGUGAGGGUUUAAUAACGAUACAAACCCACCAUAUGUAACACCUCAAAGCAGCACAUUGGCACAAAGUCAGAAGUAAGACAGCACGGAAGAGUAAAAACCUGCCUCCAAAGCAAAUAAAGAUCAUCAGAAUAAAUAUCUCCAUAAAUAAAUAUUACUUUCCAACUCAUAAAUACUACAUUGUAAAAGAUGCACAUUGGCAGAAAUCAAAGAGUGGUGAGUACAGAGUUACUUGGAAAUUAAAAAGGGAUUGAUUACUCAA
Molecule: messenger RNA, 5540 nt
Organism: Nerophis lumbriciformis (worm pipefish)
Lineage: Eukaryota; Metazoa; Chordata; Actinopteri; Syngnathiformes; Syngnathidae
Gene: dhx34
Product: DEAH (Asp-Glu-Ala-His) box polypeptide 34
Cellular component (GO): intracellular anatomical structure
Molecular function (GO): helicase activity; ATP binding; RNA binding
Source: RefSeq, a predicted model, not a curated record